Messenger RNA from Girardinichthys multiradiatus, 1582 nucleotides. RefSeq names its product arfaptin-1-like. Gene Ontology annotation, biological process: intracellular protein transport; regulation of Arp2/3 complex-mediated actin nucleation. Lineage: Eukaryota; Metazoa; Chordata; Actinopteri; Cyprinodontiformes; Goodeidae. Gene Ontology annotation, cellular component: trans-Golgi network membrane. Gene Ontology annotation, molecular function: protein domain specific binding; phospholipid binding. The record is from RefSeq and is a predicted model, not a curated record. Bases 296 to 1450 code for a protein of 384 amino acids. The transcript is spliced from 8 exons.
CCCUCCGGGUAAGCCCCGGGUAGUAAACCGAACGCUCCCUGUAACAAACAGCCCGUUCAGAAAACACUUCCGGAUGCGUUUGACUUUUUUUUUUUUUUUUUUUUUUGUUUCGCUACUUUGCUCUUAACGUCAACUUUGUAAAUCUUCUGUUUGACGCUUUAAAACAUGAGGAGUUGACGGGAACGUUAGAAAAACCGACAGACAACAAGUUGAGGAGAAGAAGGAAAAAAGGAGGAGCCGCUUUUUAAACAGCCCUGAAGGGGAAUUUACUCACAGUAACACAAACGCCCACAAGAUGAUGGAGGCAUCGGAGGAGAUAAAGGACAGUGACGCGUCCAACGCCACAGAGGAAGAAGUAGCCCCUCCGAAGGUGGGAUGUCAUGAGGAUGUUUGCUCAAAGGAGAAACCAGAGUGUGAACUGAGUGAGACGGAGAAAAAGAAAAUGAUGGAGGCAUUGGGGGAGAAAGGAGACGUUAGUGCAGCGUCCAACACCACAGAGGAAGACAAAAACCCUCCAAAGGAAACAAACAGUAACUGCAACCACGGAGAUGAGGACAGCGCUGACUGUUCAACGGAGGCAGCAGCAGCACAGGUCUCUGUGGAAACAGACCAGAGCAGAGAGGUCACAGUCACGCACCAGAAACCAGAUGGUGGACCUGUGGUCAUUGAAGCCAGCAACAAGAACCCAGCCACCGAGAAGCUGGAGAGGGUCCGCAAGUGGAGCAUCAGCAAAUAUAAGUGCACCCGGCAGGCUCUGGCCGAGAAGCUCGGCAGAGGCUCCCGUACGGUGGAUCUGGACCUGGAGCCGCGCCUCGAGCUGCUCAAAGACGACCGGCAGCGCUACGAUCACAUGGCCAAGCUGGCUCAGACGCUGGCCAAUCAGUUCGCUCAGUUCUCUUCCAUCCAGAAGACUCUGGGGGACACCUUCAACGACCUCAGCGUCAAAUCAAAGGACCUCCACGUGGAGUUUGGCAUGAACGCCGAGGCUCAGAGGUUUCUGUCAAAGAGCACCGGGGUUCUGCAGUCAGCCAUCAACAGCUUCACCUUCGACAUGAACACUCUGGUGAACAAAACCAUCGAGGACACCAUGAUCAACGCCAAACAGUACGAGGCUGCCAGGAUAGAGUAUGAUGCCUACCGAGUGGACCUGGAGGAGCUGAACAUGGGGCCACGGGACACCAACACCGUGCCUAAACUGGAGCAGGCCCAGAAAACCUUCCAGGGCCAGAGGGAGAAGUAUGAGAAAGUCCGAGACGAUCUGUCCAUCAAAGUCAAGCUGGUGGAGGACAACAGGGUGAAAGUCCUCCACAAUCAGUUAUGGCUGCUCCACAGCGCCAUCGCUGCUCACUGCAUGUCAUGUCACAGUUUUCUGGAGAAGAACAUGCAGCAGGCUGUUGAAUACCUCAACAUGUCCAGCGUGGACGCCCCCUCCUGGGUGGAGGAGAGUUGACACUCAGCAGAAUCAGCUGAAGGGACUAAAAUGUGUCGCUUGAAGCUCCAGAAACUACGAGUAAUUUAUUUUGGGUGAUGAAUGGGAUACUUGGGUUAUCGUAAAAGAUGAUAUAAAGUUGUUCUAAAAUUA